Molecule: messenger RNA, 2580 nt
Organism: Mus caroli (Ryukyu mouse)
Lineage: Eukaryota; Metazoa; Chordata; Mammalia; Rodentia; Muridae
Source: RefSeq, a predicted model, not a curated record
GUGUUCCUGAGCCCAACCCCAGAGUCGUGGAAGCUGAAGCCACCUCUCCUCGGCCGUCUGAAUGGACUUCAGUGAGGAUCAGCCCUGGGGAGGAUACAGUCGGGCAGAACGUACUGGCUGUACGUGUCCUAGUCACCAGUGAGGACAGCAGCUCUGAUACAGAAUCCGACUACGGCAGCAUCACAGCCCCCUGUGCAGAGGCCUAUGAAGAAAGACCUCAGCUUCCAGAAUCCCCACCUCUUUCAAAGCCCCUAACCCGGCACAUCUCCCUACGGGAGACCCUGACCCAACCAGUCUCUCUGCUACUACACCAUGAAGAGCCACAAGCUCUGCCUGCUCUGCAGCGGGCCCAUAGCCUCCAGUCUCCAACUUCAAGCAAAUACCAGAACUGGAGAAGAAGAUUCCAGUCCAAUUCAACACCCAUGAACCAAAGAGCACCAUCGUCUCCAAAGGAGCCUCCUCCUCCUCCAUCUUCGUCUUCUUCAUCUUCCCUCCCAUCUUCAUUUUCUUCAGCCAGUGUACCUGGGCACACUACAGACGAUUCCUCCUCUCCCCAGGUGCCAGCUUACAACCUCCACUCCCCACAGAUCUCCAGAGGCGAUGUCAGCCCCACUCCAAUCUACCUCAGACGUGCCAGGGCUCACGGGAUUGCGAAGGAAAUUCCCCUCUAUCUGCCUCAUAGCCCCAUGCUAGAGAGCACAGAAGACUGCCUGGUGGAGCCCGGUAGAGAAAGCCUCAGAAGUCCUGAGGAGAUCUCAGCUUCAGAGGGCUGCCAGGAAGCACAGGCUCUUGGAAACACCAGAAGCAUACACCACCCCAUUUCAGGGAAGGACCAGUAUUUGCCCAAUCAAAACCUAGCUCUUGGUGCUGCAGGGAACCCUGGAGACCUGAGUGAGGAAUCCAGGAUGGGACAGCCAGGUGGACCAGAGCUGUCCAAAGAAAGGAAGUUGGGCUUAAAGAAAUUAGUCCUCACUGAGGAGCAGAAGACCCAGUUGCUAGACUGGAGUGACUACACCCAGGAGCACAAGACUGGGGAGCAGCUCUCUCAGGAAAGUGCUGAGAACAGCAGAGGUGGUAGCCUGAAGCCAACCUGCUCUUCUACCCUCUCUCAGGCGGUGAAAGAGAAGCUGCUAUCCCAGAAAAAGGCCCUGGGGGGGAUGCGUACCCCAGCUGUCAAGGCACCUCAGGAGCGAGAGUUGCCCCCACCCAAAUCCCCCCUGAAGCUCAUAGCAAAUGCCAUCCUUAGGUCUCUGCUCCCCAACUCUGAAGCUGGAAAGAAGACCAGCCCGAAGCCAGAGUCCAAAACUUUGCCUAGGGGCCAGCCACAUGCUCGUUCGUUCAGCCUCCGGAAACUGGGUUCCAGUAAAGAUGGGGACCAGCAGUCUCCAGGGAGACACAUGGCCAAGAAGGCGUCAGCAUUCUUCUCUCUGGCUUCUCCAACAUCUAAGGUUGCCCAAGCCUCAGACCUUAGCCUUCCCAACCCCAUCCUCCGCAGCCGGAGUUUACCUAAUCGUCCAUCCAAGAUGUUCUUUUCAACCACACCUCACAGCAAGGUUGAAGAUGUCCCCACACUCCUGGAGAAAGUGAGUUUGCAGGAUGCCACUCACCGUCCAAAGACAGGAGCCUCACCUAUUUCUUCCCUUGGCCUCAAAGAUAAAUCCUUUGAGAGUUUUCUCCAGGAAUGCAAACAAAGAAAGGACAUUGGGGACUUCUUUAAUAGCCCCAAGGAGAAGGGGCCACCAGGGAACAGAGUCCCAUCCUUGGAGAAGUUGGUACAGCCUGUUGGCAGCACCUCCAUGGGACAGGUGGCACAUCCUUCUUCCACAGGGCAAGAUGCACACCCCGUAGCUCCAGUGACAGAAGCCACCUCUUCUCCCACCUCGUCCUCCGCAGAGGAAGAAGCCGACUCCCAGCUUUCCUUAAGGAUAAAGGAGAAGAUACCCAGAAGAAGGAGGAAGCUGGAGAAGCAGUCAGCUAAGCAAGAAGAAUUGAAAAGACUCCAUAAGGCUCAGGCCAUCCAGAGACAGCUUGAGGAGGUGGAGGAGCGGCAGAGGACAUUGGCGAUCCAGGGUGUGAAGCUGGAGAAGGUGCUGAGAGGAGAAGCAGAUUCAGGGACACAGGAUGAAGCCCAGCUUUUGCAGGAAUGGUUUAAGCUGGUUCUGGAGAAGAAUAAAUUAAUGCGAUAUGAGUCGGAGCUACUGAUCAUGGCCCAAGAACUACAACUGGAAGAUCAUCAGAGCAGACUGGAGCAGAAACUACGACAGAAAAUGCUCAAGGAUGAGGGCCAGAAAGACGAGAAUGACCUAAAGGAGGAGCAAGAAAUAUUCGAGGAGAUGAUGCAGGUGAUUGAGCAAAGAAACAAGCUCGUGGAUUCCCUAGAGGAACAGCGGGUCAAAGAAAGAACCCAAGAUCAACACUUUGAAAACUUUGUUCUCUCCAGAGGCUAUCAGCUCAGCAGGACUUGAAGUGCCCUUCCCCGCUGAAGCCAGAGAGCCAAGAACACCACACUUUCCCACCGAGGCACUGAAUUUAAAGCCUACUGCCUUAAAAAAAAUAAUAAAAAGAUAAUGAUGUCUCUUA